AUGGACGAACCGCAGGUCAUCAUCGGCACCUCCAGGAGCGAUAUGCUCGCCAGCAUUGAGCGCAACGGCCGACACCCUGACACGCUCGACCUUGGCUCAAAUCUGGCGCUCUACUUGGUGUACGGCUACCUCCCCAAGCCGCCCGUCUCCCCCACCGCCACCCUCUCGCUCGCCGGCGCGUCCUGGGUCCCCGACGCCGUCGACCGCAUCAGCCUCCUCCCGGAUGUGCUCCUCCGUGACAUCAUCUCCUGCCUCCCCGCAAAGGACGCCGCGCGCACCGCCGCCCUCGCCUCGCGCUGGCGCCCGCUCUUGCGGUCGGCGCCCCUCUCUCUUGUCGACAGCCAUCUGCUUCCGGACGGUGGCGCGUCCGGGCCGUUCAUCAUCGGCUCUCCCUCUCCCCGCGCCGUCACCGCCGCGGUGUCCAGCGCCCUCGCGGCGCACCUGGGGCCUUUCCGCUGCGUCCACCUCACCUGCACCACCAUGGACGAGCACCGAGGCGAGAUGGCGCGCUGGCUCGACGUCCUCGUCGCCAAGGGGGUCCAAGAACUCGUCUUUGUGAACCGCCCUUGGCCAAUUGACCUGCGCCUCCCCGCCGCCGUCUUCAGCUGCGCCUCCCUCACCCGCCUAUACCUUGGCGUCUGGAGACUCUCGGACACCACCGCCGUGCCGCGCGGUGUCAGCUUCCCCAACCUCCGGGAGCUGGGCCUCUGCUGGAAUGUCAUGGAGGACCGUGACCUCGCCUUCAUGCUUGAAAGGAGCCCCGUCCUGGAGUUCCUCGUCAUCAUGGCCAGCCAGACCGGAGUGCGCGUCCGCCUCGUCAGCCACAGCCUGCGCUGCGUUCCGCUCGGCCAUACCUUCUUGGAGAACAUCGACGUGCUGGAAGCCCCUCUCCUGGAGAGGCUCUUCCAGUGGCAAACUGUUGCCGGGGCCGGUAGCCGCGUCAUGGCGAACCGCUCUUUCAGGAUCAAGAUUGGGCGUGCACCUAACCUGCGUGUGCUGGGAUACCUUAAGCCAGGAGAGCAAGAGCUGGUCGUCGUGUUUCUCUGUCCUUGGUUGCAUAGCAGGCUGGGAGCAAGGAGAAGAUUGUCCCUAGUGUCAAGAUUUUGGCGAUAG
This is a messenger RNA of Triticum turgidum subsp. durum (durum wheat), 1113 nucleotides long. NCBI's taxonomy places the organism in Eukaryota, Viridiplantae, Streptophyta, Magnoliopsida, Poales, Poaceae. The record is from the annotation of a GenBank genome assembly.